Molecule: messenger RNA, 3993 nt
Organism: Durotheca rogersii
Lineage: Eukaryota; Fungi; Ascomycota; Sordariomycetes; Xylariales; Xylariaceae
Product: ubiquitin conjugation factor E4
Exons: 9
Coding region: 172-3429 (1085 amino acids)
Biological process (GO): protein polyubiquitination
Cellular component (GO): cytoplasm; ubiquitin ligase complex; nucleus
Molecular function (GO): ubiquitin-ubiquitin ligase activity
Source: RefSeq, a predicted model, not a curated record
UGAUUGUCCAUCCUCCGACUUGUCCCAGUUCCGAUUACUUCACAGACUUGCGUUGAUCUCACUCCCCCUCCACCUCCUCCCAUCUACACCUGUCACUAGAUGGCAGCUUUUGACUUGGUCCCUGUUAUCUGAUUUAGCUGUUCCUCUCUCCCUCCUAGUUGAUCAUUCGUUAUGGAUCCAAAUGAGCCACCAGAGCCAACACUACCGUCGCAGGAGCAGAUGCGCCAACGACGCCUCGCAAAACUAGCCGGGGCAAAUGCUGCACCGACAAAUUCGAAGCCUAGCGAUGCGGCAAAGCCCGAAUCCCCAACACCUACGCCUGGUCUGUCCAGCCAGGCGAUCGCCCGACCAGCUACUUCUCCAAAUCAGCAAACGAAUACAAUACCUUCGCCUCAGCCGCCUCGUCAAGCCCCACCAACAAAUCCAUUCUCGCAGCUCACAACGAACAAGUCAGACCCUGGGAAUGAGGCAGCUACGAGUUCAGCAACAGCUCCGCCAACAAAAAGGGCGCAAGUUACGAAGGAGGAGACUCUUGAUGAUUGGUCUAACCGGGUCCUGAGUGACAUAUUCCGUGUCACGCUAGACGAGACCAACACAACCGACAGCCGUGGCAUCCGGCUCACGUAUCUCCCAGACCUCCGAGCCGAGCUUGAGGAGUCUGGCGAUCCGGUCAAGCUUACCACUUCAUCAAUUGACACGGCCAUCCUCGAAGCCGCCCGGUGCGUACCGCUAAGCAAGGCUCUGCUAGAUUAUCUAUUGCCAUGUUGGAAGCGUGUGAUGAAGGCUACCAAGCCUUCUAGACCCCUGCCUCUCGAAAGACAAGAAGUCCUAGACGAAGCCAAGCGUCUAUGCAUGAGUAAUUGUAUAUUUGCGCUUACCAUGCCGGAGUACUUUGGCCGAGACUCUAAUCCGAAUCACGAUUCUCUUGUGCCGUAUCUUCUCCGGCACCACGAAAACGAAGAUGGUAUCUGCUUAGAUUUCUUCACCGAAGCUGUCUCCCGCAUACCAGAGGAUGAUGGCGUUGCUGGUAUAUUCACAGAUGCCAUGAUCAUUAUGAGCGAGAGAGUCGCUGGGAUGACCAUGAAUGAUGAUUAUAAACCCUACAUCAACUCCCUCGUAACAUAUGCUCGGUUCCCUCCGUUACUCAAUGCCCUCGCACGACACCCACGUUUCCACGUCAACCCCACAGCGGAUAUGACCAAGGAACAAAUAGCCGUAGCGAGCGAAACUGAGACACUCUUGGGGCCAUUUUUCCGCAUCUCACCACUACAGACAGAGGUUACGAAAUCGUACUUCGCUAGCCCGCGGACCAUCGACCCGGGCCAUGUCAAGUCUUCCCAGAGCGCACUGCAGAUGACACUGAAAGCGCAUCAGGGGGACCUUACAAGCAUCACCAACGCAUUCGUUCGAGCAAGUCCUGCUUCUCGGAAUAGCACUCUCGAUUGGUUUGCCUUUGUCGUGAAUACUAACCACAAAAGACGUGCCUUACAGGUCAAGGCUGCGGAAGUGGCUUCUGACGGGUUCAUGGUCAACGUAACGGCUACUUUGGAUCAGCUAUGCCAACCCUUUAUGGAUGCGACUUUCUCCAAGGUCGAUAAAAUAGAUAUCGACUAUCUACGUCGCGAACCCCGGGUCGAUAUGAGCGAUGAAACCAAACUGAACGCCGACCAGGCGACCUCGGAGACGUUUUAUCAGUCGCGUGUCUCAGGGUCGUCCAAUUUUAUUUCAGAAGUUUUCUUCCUAGCCCUAGCUUCCCAUCAUUACGGUCUCGGGGCAACCAACUCAAAACUGAAGGAUCUGGACAAAGACAUCAAGCAUAUCGAGAGAGUCAUUAAGCUUAUCGAAGACGAACUGCCUAAAUUGGAGGGUAACCAAUUACGCCUUCAUGUAGCGAAGCAGCAACUUCAGAACGCAGUCAACGGGCUCGAGAAAUCAAUAGCACUCAAGCUCGCCAUAGAAGGAGUUGUGUUAGAUUCAUCCAUGCAGACAUUGUCACUACAGUUUAUGAGAUACGUUGCCGUCUGGCUUCUUCGAGUCGCUAGUGGCACGGACUAUAAGCCAGGCAAGGAUUUCAAGCUUCCACUCCCACCUAUUAGACCAGAGGCCUUUAGCUGCCUUCCGGAAUAUGCCCUUCAAGACGUCGUGGAGAACUUCAAGUUCGUUUUCCGCUUUCUACCCCAGAUUUUGAUGUCCGCUGUUGGGGACGAGAUCAUCAUGCUAUGCAUCACGUUCUUGCGUUCUUCUGACUACAUCAAAAAUCCCUACCUAAAGUCGUCCCUGGUAACCUUACUUUUCUCCGGGACAUGGCCGUUAUAUCAUCUCAGCAGAGGGGUCUUGGGCGACACGCUUGUAGGGUCACCUUUCGCCAAUGAAUAUCUACUACAUUCCCUGAUGAAGUUCUAUAUUGAAUGCGAGCAUAGUGGCGUUAGCUCCGCAUUUUACGACAAGUUUAACAUCCGCUACGAAAUCUUCCAAGUCAUCAAGUGCAUCUGGCCUAACAGUGUCUACAAGGAGCAGCUCAGCCAGGAAAGCAAGAUCAAUCGGGAAUUCUUCGUGCAAUUCGUCAACCUACUCCUUAAUGACGCAACCUACUUGCUUGACGAGGCGUUAACCAAGUUGGCCAAGAUUCAUGACUAUCAGAAACAGCUACACGAUGUAACGCUAACUGCUGACGCGAAAGAGAAGAUCAGGACAGACUUGGAAGCGGCGGAACAGCAAUGCCAAUCCUGGAUGCAGUUGGUGAACGACACCAUGGGCAUGAUGAAGCUGUUCACGGCCGCUCUACGCGAUGCGUUCACCAUGCCCGAGAUAGUCACAAGGUUGGCCGGUAUGCUGAAUUACAAUCUAGAGUCACUAGUUGGCCCAAAACGCGGCAACCUGAAGGUCGAGGACGCCAAGAAAUAUCACUUUGACCCCAAGACGCUCCUAUCAGAUUUCAUCGACAUCUACUUAAACCUUGCCCCAAAGACCACCUUUAUCGAAGCCGUCGCGUCAGACGGACGUUCCUACAAGCCGGAAAAUUUCGAGACGGCAUCUAGAUUGCUCCAAACCAGUCUUCACAAGGCUCCAGAAGUAGUUUCCGCCUGGGAGUCGCUGAAGACAAAGUUUGCUGAGGCUAAGGAACGUCUGGAUCAGGCCGCACUCGACUUGGGCCAAGUACCAGACGAGUUCGAGGAUCCACUAAUGGGCGAAUUAAUGAAUGACCCUGUCAUCCUCCCAUCGCACAACAUAGUAGAUCGUUCGACGAUUGUUCAGCAAUUACUAUCUAAUCCGCUUGACCCUUUCACGCGAAAGCCGAUGACUAUUGAUGAUGUUAUCCCGGCUGACGAUCUACGCGCCCGAAUUGCGGAGUGGAAGGCUGGGCGGAUUGCAGAGGCGAAGGCAAAGGCCUCGGGAGGAGGAGACGCGAUGGAUACUUCAGCUGAUUAAGGGGAUCGCGGGAAGGACAGGCCCCCGUAACGUCACAUAGAAAUUGCGCAAUGAGAUGGGUCACCGGCAGCAGGAAGGGCAUACGUGGAUGAGCACAGGAAACGCACUCGCAUUUCUGCCAAGUGUACCGACGUCACUUGCAACCACCCUACCACCCCCGUCUACACAAUGUGUCUAAAACUCCCAAGCUUUGAUCGAGAAUCGACAAAUGCCGCAGGAUCUUUAGGUAGAAAAUACGCGUCGCUAGUCUCCCGGUAUUUCAGGGCAGAGAAACGCAUAUAUAAUUACACGUUCCUCUUACGGAUGCCCGACUAGUUGCAUAUUAUGAAAAGCAGUUGAUUACAUGUCCGCGAUGCUCACAAGCAAGCAGGAUCCCGGGCGGAACUCAUCGUCAUUGGCGCUAGAAGGCUCAUCAAGAUACCCGGCAUGUGUUGGUGAUAGAGCCUCGGCUAGCAUUCAGACAAGAUGAUAAUGAUGCGCGGUGUUAAUUUCAACAACCAAUACUUCUUUUUUUAACAUAGCCUACACUCAUGUCAUCUCGUAGAGUUUCUUGACCCGCCCCCC